Messenger RNA from Sciurus carolinensis (gray squirrel), 1787 nucleotides. RefSeq names its product uridine phosphorylase 2 (gene Upp2). Gene Ontology annotation, molecular function: uridine phosphorylase activity. The record is from RefSeq and is a predicted model, not a curated record. The transcript has 7 exons. Gene Ontology annotation, cellular component: cytoplasm; cytosol. Lineage: Eukaryota; Metazoa; Chordata; Mammalia; Rodentia; Sciuridae. The coding region runs from base 172 to 1134 and encodes 320 amino acids. Gene Ontology annotation, biological process: uridine catabolic process; nucleotide catabolic process.
UUGGUAAGAGAGUUUAAAAUUCUAAGGGAAGAAUUCCAUCAACAAUUUCAGAAGAAACAUAAGUUUUAAGGAAAGAUGUCAUCCUUACUUGGAGCUGAACAGUUAUGAUUAGAUCUAUAAUUUAAUACCAAAUCUUAUUCUUUCUUUCCUGAUAUCCAUAUAAUACAAAGCAUGGCUUCCAUUUUACCUGCUUCCAAUAGAUCCAUGAGACCUGACAGGAAUACAUACAAUGGAAAAAGAUUUGUUCAUGUUAAGAAUCCUUAUCUGGAUUCUAUGGAUGAAGACAUUCUCUAUCAUCUGGAUUUAGGAACAAAAACACACAAUCUACCAGCAAUGUUUGGGGAUAUAAAGUUUGUCUGCGUCGGUGGCAGCCCCAACAGAAUGAAAGCAUUUGCAGUGUUUAUGCACAAGGAGCUGGGACUGGAGGGAGAUGGAGAAGAUGUUAAAGACAUCUGCGCUGGAACAGACAGAUACUGCAUGUUCAAAACCGGUCCUGUGCUCUCCAUCAGUCAUGGCAUGGGCAUCCCCUCCAUUUCUAUUAUGCUUCAUGAACUCAUCAAAUUACUACAUCAUGCACGGUGCUAUGAUGUUACCAUUAUCAGAAUUGGUACAUCAGGGGGAAUAGGGAUUGCACCAGGGUCUGUUGUAAUAACAGAUACAGCUGUAGACUCCUUCUUCCAGCCCCGGUUUGAGCAGGUCAUCUUGGACAAUGUUGUCACUCGAAGUACUGAACUUGACAAGGAACUGGCUGAAGAACUGUUCAAAUGUAGCAAAGAAAUUCCCAACUUCCCAACUCUCAUCGGACAUACAAUGUGUACCUAUGAUUUUUAUGAAGGCCAAGGUCGACUAGAUGGAGCAUUAUGCUCCUUUUCUAAAGAAAAGAAGUUAGAUUACUUGAAAAGAGCAUAUAAAGCUGGUGUGAGGAACAUUGAAAUGGAAUCUACAGUGUUCGCAGCCAUGUGUGGACUCUGUGGUCUAAAAGCUGCUGUGGUCUGUGUGACACUUCUCGACCGACUUGACUGUGACCAGAUCAACUUGUCUCAUGAUGUUCUGGUGGAGUACCAGCAACGGCCUCAGCUCCUAAUCUCGAACUUCAUCAAAAAGCAGCUUGGACUUUGUGACCAGAUGUCAUAACUUACCAGCCUAAUCCUCUCCUGCAAGUUGGUAGAUCAAGUAGUGACUUUGAAGUCAUGUUUUAUUUGUAGUAUUUUCAUAUAGUUCUCAUCCACAUGCUAAAAUCAUAAUAGAGAGAUUUCAUGAAAUCCCUUUAACUUAAAAAUGAAUUUAUAGGAAGAGAAGUUAAUACCACAUUAAAUGAAAUUCAAAUUCCAUUUUAGAAUAAGCUAACUAGAUCAGUCUAAUAAUGCAAAUUUUAAACUCCUGGAUUGUGACAUUUGGAGUUUCAUAUGCAGCAUUAAUUAAGCUCAUAUCAAAAUAGAUCAGCCAUUUGUAGAUACAGUUACCAGUCACUCUGUUGCUGAAACCAAUCCAGAAAUUCAUGUGAGAACGUUGUCAGGCACUUCUAGGUGUUGGAAAAGUGACAGAAAUUUGAUCAUACAUUCAAAAUAUUUACAGAAAAAAAUAUCAGUGUACUGUAGGUCUACACAUAUGAGUUAUCCUUAGGGAAAUAUGACCAUACUUCUUUUUUACCCCUGCACAAUUUCAGUGCACCACAGAAUAGAAUUUAAGGUCUAUAUGUGCCUGCAUUUGGGAUUUGUCACAGAACAUAACAACUCUGGAUUACGCAUUUAUUUUCAAAUGAAACCUCUUGGUGAUGCAAAAAAAGA